Blepharisma stoltei is the source of this 531-nucleotide messenger RNA. The record is from the annotation of a GenBank genome assembly. Lineage: Eukaryota; Ciliophora; Heterotrichea; Heterotrichida; Blepharismidae.
AUGGUAAGUAAUGCCAAAAUUAAUCAAUCGGGGAAUACUGUGUUAGCCAUUACUCCUAUAGAAGUCCCAAGCAAUAAAAGACUGGCAAUAUGCAUAACUAAAUCCCACGAAAUUAAAGGACGAUCCCUUGUCGGAUGCCGAUUUGGGAUUCUUAAAGCAAUAGAAAUAAUAGCCCCUCCCCAAAUAAUAGCCUGAGCCAGAGAAAUUGCAGAGUGGGUAUCAAAAUUAAAAAUAAGCAAUAAUAGAGCUAUCAUAAUUGUACUGCCUCCAACUCCUCCAGCAUUAGACAGCAGAGCUAAAAUUAAAAUAAGAAAACUUCCACCGAUUUCUUGGCCAUCAAGAGGAGCAAGGCCUUUGUGAAUGCAAUGACCAUGCUCACAAGACGUAUAUUUUUUGCAGUCACUUUCGGUAUCACAUUUUGGUGAGUACUUGCUGUUUGCAGAUGCUAUCACAAGAAGACAGAAAAAGAUCAAUAUAUAUCUCAUUAUUAAACUUAUUUGAUGGAGUUUGAGUCAUAUUUUAAAUCAGUAA